Messenger RNA from Dictyostelium purpureum, 1092 nucleotides. RefSeq lists its product as uncharacterized. Lineage: Eukaryota; Evosea; Eumycetozoa; Dictyosteliales; Dictyosteliaceae. The record is from RefSeq and is a predicted model, not a curated record. Bases 1 to 1092 code for a protein of 363 amino acids. The transcript is spliced from 3 exons.
AUGGCAAUGGUAAUUUAUAGCAUCACCUUAAUUGUAAAUUCAAACAUUAUAAUUUUUAUUAAGUCGCUUAAUACUGAUAGAGUCAUUACAGAUAUUAGUAAUAACGAAUAUUGGUAUGGUGAAAUGGAUAUUGAUGGUGGUUUUUUUGUUUUAGAAUCAGUUCCAGAAGAAACUGGAAAUGAAGUAGAUAAAGAAACUGAAGAAUAUGAAGAUGAAAAUGAAAUUGAAAAUCAAGAACCUCGUUCAGAAUGUAAUAAAGAUAGUGAAUAUUAUCCUCAGGGUGUUACAUUUUUCCAAGAGCAAUUAAAUAAUAUAAAUUUUAUGAAAACCAAUAUUUUACCACGUGAAUAUGAAAAGCAAGGUCCAAAAGAAUCACUUCCAUCAAAUAUUCCUCCAGUUAGAGAUAAAGUUGUUCAGCAUAUUUUUGAACAAUAUUUUACUGACUUUCUCAACCGUUUAGUUAUGCCAACAAAUAAUUACAAAGAGUAUAAAUCAAAUGCAUACAAAAUAACAACAAAGAAUUUGGCAAGUCCAAAAAUAUCAGAAUACUCCAUUUAUAACGAUUUUAAUUUGGAGGAUAUUAAAAUCUAUUUAUCAAUUUUCCUAUAUUCUGGUUUAAAUAGAAUUACAAAUAUUCAUGGCUUUUGGGAUAGGCCAAGAGAUUCAUAUAGUUCAUUUUCAACUUAUAAUUCAACUGUUGCAAAUUUAAUGUCAUUUAGAAGGUUUAAAGCUAUCCAUAAAUGUUUUCGUUGGGAAGUUUUUGGUACAGAACAUCAAACUGCUAAUCAUGAAUUAAUUUAUGAAUAUGCCAAGGAUUUAAUAAAGAAGCAUUAUUUACCAAGUUAUGAAUUUUCUUUUGAUCUUUUUGGAUGGAGUGGUGAUUCAAAAAAGAUGGUUCCGGGUAAAGCUGAUAAAGUUGGUAAUGUUUUAUGGAAAUUGGUAGAUAAAUUCAAGUAUAUUUAUCAUUUUGAAAUUGAACAUCUUGUAUCCAAAAUCUUGAAAGCUCAAACUCAAACUCAAGAUGAAAAUGAUUAUGAAGAGGAUAUGGUAGAUCAACCACAACCUCAACCGAGAAACCAAAUUGGAAAUUAA